This is a messenger RNA of Carlito syrichta (Philippine tarsier), 786 nucleotides long. RefSeq names its product chromosome unknown C4orf36 homolog (gene CUNH4orf36). The coding region runs from base 76 to 429 and encodes 117 amino acids. The record is from RefSeq and is a predicted model, not a curated record. Lineage: Eukaryota; Metazoa; Chordata; Mammalia; Primates; Tarsiidae. The transcript has 3 exons.
CAGGUAAAGUGAACAGAGCAUCUGUGACGUUCCAUCAGGCACCUAUGUAAGGAAACUGGACUGUCACCACUCACCAUGGCCUAUGGCUUGCCAAGGAAGAACACAGUGAAAACCAUUCUGCGGGGCAGCUGUUACAGUGUACAGGAACCUUGGGAUCUUGCACUGCUUACAAAGACCUGGUACACGAACCUAGCCAAAAUAAAGUUGCCUUUCUUGCAAGAAAUUGCAUUUGGCAGGUCUAUGAAUCUCACAAAAUGUAACACCACGAAGGAUGGUCUGCUGCCUUCUACAGAGUCCAUAAAACUUGAAAAGGACUAUGAAGUGAAGCGGCUCACUAAACUUAAAUGUCAAGAAAAUGCAUCGGAGGAAAUUCAGCUUCUCCUGAGGGAAAGGCAAGUUGGCUUGAGGAGACCACUUCCGCCGAAGUGAUGGAUGUCUCAUGGUUGAAUCUGGACCGUGUCCCGUAACCCCAGGGUUGGCGCUCUCCGUAUCCUUCACCAUGGAGAGUCUGGUGCACGCAGGUGGAGGCUGUGUCCAUAGACGUGGUUUAGCAGCCGGCUCUGACAGACCUGCUGCGUCCCUGCCACGUGCUUGUUCCUUUGUGUCCCAGGCAACAGCACUGUAAGUAGACAAAAAUGCAAAUGCAGUGGAGUCCUCUGUGCUGUUCAUUCUGAUUUUUGUAAGAGAGACAGGAAACUUUCUGUCAGAGGCAUUAUUUUGAAGAGACACUUUGAAUUUGUAUCUUUGAGAUCCCAAGGGGAUAUUAAUAAAAUAUACUUUGUGUAA